AUGAAUACCAUAACACCAUGUGAAGAUCUGAAAAAGGUCAAAAACAUCGAAGUAUCGGUGUCAACAGUAUCAGAUUCUGGCCAGCAUUUGUUCGAUCACGAGAUCAUUGAAGAUCCAGAACUAGAGAAGAGAGUCUUAUUCAAAAUGGAUAUAUUUCUUGUGACAUUAUUUUCAUUUGCUUAUUUCCUUGCCAGUUUAGAUAAGUCAAAUAUAGGCAAUGCUAAAUUAGCAGGAUUAGUGGAAGACUUAAACUUGGUGGGGAACCAAUAUGGGAAUGCCGUGUCUGUUAUGUAUGCGACAUAUGUUUCAUUCGAACCAGUGUAUGCAAACUUAUUAGGGAUCUUUGGUCCUAAGAUCGUUUUAUGCUUUUGUUUAAUGGGUUGGAGUGUUGUGUCGAUAUGUACAUCUCAGUGUCGUAAUUACUAUGACUUGAUCGCAUGCAGAGUUCUAUUGGGUCUUUUUGAAUCUGGCCUUUACCCUUCUGUUAAUAUGGCAUUAACCAUCAUGUUUAGAAGGUCACAAUUGGCGAAGAGAUUUUCUUACGUUUUUGCCGCUUCAGCUAUAGCCUCAGCUUUUGGAGGUUUGAUUUCAUAUGGAUGCACUACAAUGUCAGGGAAAGGCGGUUUGAAUGGUUGGAAGUGGAUGUACAUCAUCGAAGGGUCGAUAUCUUUAUUCUUCUUACCUUUUUACUUAAUUUUAAUACCUAACAAAUUUGAGAAUGCCCUCUGCUUCAACAAAGAGGAGAAGGAGUAUAUGAUAAAACGGUUUAAAACAAUGUCAACAUAUAAAGAAGGAGAGAAGAUUAGCAUGAAAGAUGUAGGUUCUGCUUUGAAGGAUUUUCGUACUUGGUUGACUGGCGCAAUCCAAUUUUGUCUUGAUUUGACUUCUUAUGGCUUGGGAACUUUCAUGCCAAUUAUAGUGAAUGGUCUAGGGUUCACUAGUAUCGAUGCUCAGUUACUCAUGGUACCAAUAUAUUUUGUUACUGCAGUAUCUUAUCUUAUAUGUGCUAGAAUUAGCGAUCGAUUUUGUCUUCGUUGGCCCUUUGCGGUAGGUGGCUGUAUUGUUACCGCAAUUGGCUUAGCAAUUGUCGUUGGCGCCACGAAGAUGGGAGUAAGGUUCUUUGGAUUGUUCAUUGUUGCUGUCCCACUCUAUGUUUGUCCCUCGAUGAACGUCGUUUGGAUAAGUGGAAAUACUGCAAAUUUUUAUAAAAGAGCUACUGUGGUCGGAGUCAAUCAACUUAUUGGAAAUGCCUCUGGCGUUGUGUAUGGGCAAAUGUUUUCUACAGCUGAUCUGCCAAGGUAUAUUAAAGGACUUUGUGUCUGCUUAGGCACUCAAAUCAUUGCCUGUGGUGCAUUCGUCUUCUUGUUAUUUUACUAUAGAAGACAAAAUAGAAUUAGAUUAGAAACGAUUACAACUGCAGAAGAAAACGGAAAAGAUAUUCCCCGUGAAAAAGAGAAAGGUGACAAAAGUAUAUAUUUCUUUUAUAGUUACUAG
Molecule: messenger RNA, 1494 nt
Organism: Priceomyces carsonii
Lineage: Eukaryota; Fungi; Ascomycota; Pichiomycetes; Serinales; Debaryomycetaceae
Exons: 1
Coding region: 1-1494 (497 amino acids)
Biological process (GO): transmembrane transport
Cellular component (GO): membrane
Molecular function (GO): transmembrane transporter activity
Source: RefSeq, a predicted model, not a curated record